Messenger RNA from Scleropages formosus (Asian bonytongue), 3289 nucleotides. It is a transcript of the gene pla2g4aa, whose product is annotated as phospholipase A2, group IVAa (cytosolic, calcium-dependent). Gene Ontology annotation, cellular component: Golgi apparatus; nucleus; cytosol. The record is from RefSeq and is a predicted model, not a curated record. The coding region runs from base 220 to 2472 and encodes 750 amino acids. Lineage: Eukaryota; Metazoa; Chordata; Actinopteri; Osteoglossiformes; Osteoglossidae. Gene Ontology annotation, biological process: glycerophospholipid catabolic process. Gene Ontology annotation, molecular function: calcium ion binding; calcium-dependent phospholipid binding. The transcript is spliced from 18 exons.
CCAUUUCAAUCAUGUCAGUACAGCUCGUGCGUUAGGGUCCUUUGGGAGGGGGUCUGGAUCCUGCCUUGCCUUGGCGACACUACGUUGAACGAGGGUGACGCCGGACGAGCGCGCGACGAAGAGCGAAGGGGGCGCGCGAGGCGAGCGAGAUUAAUCUGAAGUACACUUUGGAUGGUCUAUAUGGUUUCAUCUAAAAGUAGAACUUUCCUAUGACUGAAAAUGUCUUCCAUAGACCCCUAUCAGUACAUCAUAGUAGAGCACCAGUACUCGCACAAGUUCAAAGUGACCGUAGUAAAGGCUGAGAAUGUCACGAAAGGAAAACUGGGAGAUUUGUUGGACACUCCAGACCCCUACGUGGAGCUGUUCAUUCCGUCGGUGCCUGAGACCAGGAAACGGACGCGCCACAUUGACAACGAUGUAAAUCCAGUGUGGAAUGAAACUUUCGAGUUCAUAUUGGACCCCAAUCAGGAGAACGUGCUAGAGAUAACACUAAUGGAUGCCAACUAUGUAAUGGACGAGACACUUGGAACUGUAUCAUUUGCCAUUUCGAAAAUCAAAGUGGGGCAACCAGAACAAGUGUCAGUCCUCAUUGGCAAAGUAACCAAGGUGUACUUAAACAUGUCCCUGGAGGUAUGCUCUUCGACAGACCUGCGCUUCAGCAUGGCACUGUGUGACAAAGAGAAGCUGUUCCGGCAAGUGCGCCGGGAUAGGGUCAUGCUGGCCAUCAAGAAGCUGUUGGCAAUGGAGAAGAGCCGUUUCCUCCCCACCUCCCUGCAACAGGUGCCAGUGAUUGCCAUUGUGGGCUCCGGGGGAGGGUUCAGGGCCAUGGUGGGGUUCUCAGGGGUCAUGAAGGCACUGUACGAGUCCGGGGUUCUUGACUGUGCCACCUACGUGGCUGGCCUUUCGGGCUCCACCUGGUACAUGUCUACGCUGUACUCCCACCCCGAAUUCCCUACCAAGGGCCCCAGGGAGAUCAACCAGGAACUGAUGAAGAGUGUGAGCAGCAACCCGCUACGCUUCCUCAUGCCCCAGAACAUCAAGCGCUACAUCACAGCCCUCUGGACAAAGAAGGCAGCUGGCCAGCCUGUCACCUUCACCGAUAUUUUUGGCAUGCUCAUUGGGGAGACCCUUAUCCCCGGGCGCAUGCACUUCAAGCUGAGCAAAAUGCAGGAAAAGGUGGAUGAGGGACAGUGUCCAAUGCCGCUAUUCACCUGUCUUCACGUGAAGCCUGAUGUCUCUGAGCUCAUGUUUGCUGACUGGGUAGAGUUCAGUCCAUAUGAGAUCGGCAUGGCGAAAUACGGGACUUUCAUGCCACCUGAAAUCUUUGGAAGCAAGUUCUUCAUGGGUAGCGUAGUAAAACAAUACGAAGAGAACCCCCUGCAUUUCCUCAUGGGGGUGUGGGGGAGUGCCUUCUCCAUUCUAUUCAACCGGGUAAUAGGAAUCAAAGAUACUGCUGGAGGAAGUACCAUGGAGGAAGAACUUGAGCAGAUAAGGCCUGAGCACAUCGUGGGAGAGGACAAUCAAGACAAUGACGAGGAGCCUCGUCAAGCGGGUUCAGAGAAUCCAGAAGGGGAAGACGAGUACCAGCGACAUGCCCAGGCCAGCUGGGUGCAGCGCAUGUUCACCUCCUGGGUUGGUGACUCCACCCUCUUCAACACCCGUGAGGGCCGUGCUGGCAAGGUGCACAACUUCAUGCUGGGCCUCAACCUCAACAGCUCGCUGCCCUUCUCCCCAUUUCCUGAGCACCUGUGCUCUAUAGCUGUUGAGGAAGAGGAUGCUGUGACAGACCCAAACGAGUUUGAUCGUAUUUACGAACCACUGGACGUGAAAAGCAAAAAGAUCCAUGUGGUGGACAGUGGUCUGACCUUCAACCUCCCAUAUCCACUGAUCCUGCGGCCUCAGAGAGGGGUAGACCUUAUCAUUUCCUUUGACUUCUCCGCACGCCCCAGUGACUCCAGCCCACCGUUCAAGGAACUGCUGCUGGCAGAGAAGUGGGCGCGAAUGAACAAACUGCCCUUCCCCAAGAUCGACCCCAAGGUGUUCGACCGGGAGGGUCUCAAGGAGUGCUACGUGUUCAAGCCUAAGAAGGGUGACAGGAACUGUCCCACAGUCAUCCACUUUGUGUUGGCCAACAUUAACUUCCGUAACUUUAAGGCUCCAGGAGUCCCUCGAGAGAGCGAUGUAGAGCUAGAGUUUGGAGACUUCGAUAUAUUUGAUGACCCACAGACUCCAUACUCCACCUUCAACUUCCAGUACUCCAACCAAGCAUUCACACAGCUGCAUGACCUUAUGGAGUUCAACACCCUCAACAAUAUUGAGGUGAUCAAAGAUGCCAUAAAGGAGAGCAUCAUGCACCGUAAGGAGAACCCCUCCAGAUGCUCUGUCUCAUUGUCACUCAACGAAAUCCAAAACAAGAAGUUCAUGAAACGGGACAACAGUGCAAAUAAGAUCCACAUUGAAAAGAUACAAUGAGAGGUCACUCUCUGCUCUCAGAUUAAACACAGCCUGUCUACGGUAUGUACAGUGCCGGUGCAGUGUGGUAUCUGGGUACAAAGAUGUCACCAGGUCUAAUGGUGUAAUGUACAUGUUCGUUUUUAUAAUGUGAGCCAAGUGCCUAUGCAUUUUUACAUAGUUUCUACUUAAAUCUGUUUUCAUCCCUGACAUCAAAGCUUAGGGAAGAAUGGGUUAAUUCAAAAAAAAAAGUCUGAAUGAUGAGCCAAACUGUUGGUUUCUAUUACUACUUUAAUAAGGUUCACUGUACAUGUGCUGGGUCCUUUUUUAUCUCAAUGCAAUUAAUUACAAAUGAACACUGUUUAUAAAAUGGAAUGACACAUGCUACUCUCAGAUGAAUUUGAUUCAUACUUAAUCUACAGCCCUUGGAAACACCUUAAUUGUUUCCAGUUUGCCAAGUGUUCCCGGCUGGAAUAUGAGCUUCUGGGUACCGAAUUUGGCAUAGAAAUAGUCAGUGUAGUUCUAGUAUUGUUUUUUCAACUUUUAUGUCAAGGUCACAUUUUAUUUUAUAGAUGCAGUAAAUUCAGUGCUUCAACAUAAUACUAGUGAAACUACUUUAUGUAUAUGUUUAGACUACAUUAUCAAGUAUAAAAUUAAUUGCUGUCUAUGUAAACAGGUCAUCGACCAGGUAUUCUCUAAUUUUAACUAACCAUUCCUGAAAAUCUUUUUCUCACACUUUACCUUUUACCAUGUUUUUCUCUCUACAGGGAAUGUAUUGCCAAAUUACAAAACACACACACACACACACACACACACACACACACACACACACACAGAG